Messenger RNA from Microplitis demolitor, 730 nucleotides. Its product is annotated as zinc finger SWIM domain-containing protein 7. Bases 221 to 730 code for a protein of 169 amino acids. Gene Ontology annotation, biological process: double-strand break repair via homologous recombination. Gene Ontology annotation, cellular component: Shu complex. The record is from RefSeq and is a predicted model, not a curated record. NCBI's taxonomy places the organism in Eukaryota, Metazoa, Arthropoda, Insecta, Hymenoptera, Braconidae. The transcript has 3 exons. Gene Ontology annotation, molecular function: zinc ion binding.
UAUAUUCAAUUUGAAGCCUCUCAAAACUUAUAGCGUCGAGCUGCCAGUUUGAAUUUCGUGGGCACUGACAGUUACAUAAUAAUAACAAUAUCAGUAAAAAGAGGUUGGGUUUCAUGUUAUUGUUUUGUUUACACACGUGGUGCAAAAUAACUCUAUAUAUAUUAAUUCAUUAGUAAAAUUCCUAGUUAUUAUAUAAUUGACAUAUUUAUAAAAUGAACCAAUGAACUCAGUACCUGGACCGUCAACAUGCAAUCAAACAUUAAAUAAUUUAAAUGUCAAACAAAAAGGAAUUCCUAACCACGUGCUAGAAAAAUUAUCCGAAGAUUUUAAAAGAGAGCAAAAAUUUACAGAUUCAUCACUCCUGAGUCUUUAUUCAGCAUUUGGCGAUGUAUUUGACAGAGCACUUAAUUUAUAUGAAUCAAGUAAAAUAAGUAAAAUAGUAGCCGUUGAUUCAAAUGCUCACGGUGUUUGGAAAGAAAUAGAUGCUGGCAGAUGGUUGAUUGAAGUACAAGGAUUCUCUGGUGAAGCUUACAUUCUAUUUCCUAACAUAAAUUACUGUCAAUGUGCAGCAUUCAAGUACCAAGUACUAAGAGAUCAGUCUGAUCGAACAUGCAAACACGUGCUGGCUGCUUGGUUGGCAAGUCUUGAGUCAAAUAAAAUAAUUGAAAAACAGAUAACCCGGGAACAAUUCAAAAAUUUAUUACUGUACCAAGUUUUAGAAAGACAAUAA